Molecule: messenger RNA, 6220 nt
Organism: Amblyraja radiata (thorny skate)
Lineage: Eukaryota; Metazoa; Chordata; Chondrichthyes; Rajiformes; Rajidae
Product: calcium-activated potassium channel subunit alpha-1
Exons: 32
Coding region: 600-4424 (1274 amino acids)
Biological process (GO): potassium ion transmembrane transport
Cellular component (GO): postsynaptic membrane
Molecular function (GO): large conductance calcium-activated potassium channel activity
Source: RefSeq, a predicted model, not a curated record
GGGGAGAGUGAGAGAGGGGGAGGAAGAAGAGGAGGUCGUUGACUAUCUGUGCACCCGUCCAGCCCCGCCUCUGUGCCGGCUAAACAACACGGCUUCUUCACCUGGGAUCCGCGGCCGCCUGCCCGUGUGACAGUCAGACAGGGAGACGCGGCUGGGCAACACUCACCGCCACCCAUCGCUCAGCGCAGGAGACGGGCAGAGAGCGCCGCCUCCAUAAAUACUCCUUCCCCGAGCAGCCAGAAGGACGGAAGGAAGGAAGGAAAGAAGGAGGCAGUUUGGUUGACUCUCUUUCCCUGGAUUAUAAAUCUGAUUGAAGGGGAAUUUGCGCUGGAGAUUAUUAAUCGAUUCUUGCGGCAGUGAUAGGCAGAGAGAGACACAGAGGCGAGAUUCCUCUCUGUUGGAGGGAAGGAUUUUACACGGCGAGGAGGGGAGGCUGUUUGUUUGCAACCCCUCUCCCCCCCCCCUCCUCCCCCUUCCUUUCCUCCUCCCCGCUCUCCCUCCUCCUCCUCCUCCCCCGGCUCUUCGGCCCCUCUAGGCACGGCUAGCAUGGCCGUGAGCCGGGCGGAGAGGCGCGACUGCCUCUCGCCCUGUCUGUCCCCAUGCUAGCCAUGGCCAGGGCCAACGCGUCCUCCAGAAGAGACAACGCCGUGUUCAACAUGGAUCCCGUCAUCAUCCCCAUCGACGCCGAGAUGAUUUGUGACAGCAGCGACCAGCGCAUGUGGUGGGCUUUCCUCGCCUCCUCCAUGGUCACCUUCUUCGGGGGUCUUUUCAUCAUCCUGGUGUGGAGAACCGUCCAGUACCUGUGGGCUGUCUGUUGCCACUGUGGUCUCAAGAGCAAGGAUGUGCAGAAAAUUGGUGGUGCAGCCAAUCAGGCUGACGAUGCUCAGCAGGACCUGGAUGAGAAGGAGGUGGAGAUACCGCAGGGGGAGGUGGGCUGGAUGACCUCCGUCAAGGACUGGGCUGGAGUCAUGAUAUCCGCCCAGACUCUCACCGGCCGUGUUCUCGUGGUUUUGGUGUUUGCCCUCAGCAUUGGUGCACUUGUAAUAUACUUCAUAGAUUCUUCAGACCCAAUAGAAUCCUGCCAGAAUUUCUACGAUGAUUUCACAUUACAGAUUGACAUGGCAUUCAACGUAUUCUUCCUGCUGUACUUUGGAUUGCGGUUUAUUGCAGCAAAUGACAAGCUAUGGUUCUGGUUGGAAGUGAAUUCCGUGGUGGACUUCUUCACAGUGCCUCCUGUCUUUGUGUCGGUCUACCUGAGUAGAAGCUGGCUGGGUUUACGAUUUUUAAGAGCGCUCAGAUUGAUACAGUUCUCCGAAAUUUUACAGUUUCUAAAUAUCUUAAAAACAAGUAAUUCCAUCAAGUUGGUGAACUUACUCUCUAUAUUUAUAAGCACAUGGCUAACGGGAGCUGGUUUCAUACACUUGGUGGAGAACUCAGGGGAUCCGUGGGAAAAUUUCCAGAACUCCCAACCACUGACCUACUGGGAAUGUGUCUACUUGCUGAUGGUCACCAUGUCGACGGUCGGGUACGGAGACGUUUACGCACGGACCACGCUCGGCCGACUCUUCAUGGUCUUCUUCAUCCUCGGGGGUUUGGCCAUGUUUGCAAGCUACGUCCCUGAAAUCAUAGAAUUAAUAGGGAACCGCAAGAAAUAUGGUGGUACCUAUAGUGCGGUAAAUGGAAGAAAGCACAUAGUAGUGUGUGGACACAUCACACUAGAAAGUGUGUCCAACUUUCUGAAGGACUUCUUGCACAAAGACAGAGAUGAUGUGAAUGUAGAAAUUGUCUUUCUACACAACAUUUCCCCUAACCUUGAGCUCGAAGCUCUUUUUAAAAGACAUUUCACUCAGGUGGAAUUCUUCCAAGGAUCUGUCCUAAAUCCGCAUGAUCUCGCCAGAGUCAAGAUAGAGUCAUCAGACGCUUGCUUAAUUCUGGCGAACAAGUACUGCCCUGACCCCGACGCUGAAGAUGCCUCAAACAUCAUGAGGGUAAUAUCCAUCAAAAAUUAUAAUCCAAAGAUAAGAAUCAUAACACAGAUGCUACAGUAUCAUAACAAGGCCCAUCUGCUGAACAUUCCCAGCUGGAACUGGAGGGAGGGCGAUGAUGCAAUCUGCCUGGCCGAGCUGAAGCUGGGUUUUAUAGCUCAAAGCUGCCUGGCUCCAGGGCUAUCCACAAUGCUGGCCAACCUCUUCUCCAUGAGGUCGUUCAUCAAGAUUGAGGAGGAUACCUGGCAGAAAUACUACCUGGAAGGUGUGGCCAACGAGAUGUACACAGAAUAUCUUUCCAGUGCCUUCAUCGGCUUGUCCUUCCCUGCAGUGUGUGAGCUAUGCUUUGUGAAGCUGAAGCUGCUACUGUUGGCGAUUGAGUACAAAUCUAAUACAAGAGAAAGCAGCAUUUUAAUCAAUCCUGGGAACCACAUCAAGAUCCAUGAAGGCACAUUGGGUUUCUUCAUUGCAAGUGACGCCAAGGAAGUCAAAAGGGCCUUUUUCUACUGUAAGGCUUGUCAUGAUGACAUCACAGAUACAAAAAGAAUUAAGAAAUGUGGCUGUAAACGACUGAUAUAUUCCAAGAUGUCCAUCUACAAGAGAAUGAAACUCGCAUGUUGUUUUGAUUGCGGACGCUCUGAACGCGACUGCACUUGCAUGUCAGACAGUGUACAUAGUAACUUGGACACCCUUGAGAGAACCUUCCCACUUUCUUCUGUCUCUGUUAAUGAUUGCUCCACCAGUUUGCGUACCUUUCAUGAUGAAAACCCAUCAGUGCUGUCUCCCAAAAAAAAGCAACGGAACGGAGGCAUGCGAAAUUCACCCAACAGUUCACCGAAACUGACGAGACACGAUCCGCUGUCGGUCCCGGGGAACGAUCAGCUCGAAGAGAAUGAUGCCAGCGUGAAGAAAUACGAUUCCACCGGGAUGUUUCACUGGUGUCCUGCCAAAGAAAUGGAAAAGGUCAUUCUGACGCGGAGUGAGGCAGCCAUGACGGUAUUAAGCGGUCACGUGGUCGUGUGCAUUUUUGGCGACUUGAACUCAGCCCUGGUCGGUCUACGCAACCUGGUCAUGCCUCUACGGGCCAGCAACUUCCAUUACCACGAACUGAAGCACAUUGUUUUUGUCGGGACUCUGGAAUACCUGACGAGAGAGUGGGAGACCCUUCACAACUUUCCCAAAGUGUCGAUAUUACCGGGUACGCCAUUAUGUCGAGCUGAUUUAAGAGCUGUCAACAUCAACCUUUGCGACAUGUGUGUUAUUAUAUCAGCCAAUCAGAACAAUAUCGAUGAUUGUUCGCUCCAAGACAAAGAAUGCAUCUUGGCGUCACUCAACAUCAAAUCUAUGCAGUUUGAUGACAGCAUAGGGGUCUUACAAGCUAAUUCCCAAGGAUUCACACCUCCAGGGAUGGACAGAACAUCACCAGAUAGCAGUCCAGUCCAUGGCUUGGUGCGACCGACUUCCGUCAUCACAGGAGCCAAUAUCCCAAUGAUGACGGAGCUAGUUAAACCUGGCAAAUUGCUCCCUUUGGUUUCAUUCAGUCAGGAAAAAAACAUUGGAGCCAACAUCCCAAUGAUAACUGAGUUGGUCAAUGACUCCAACGUUCAGUUUUUGGACCAAGAUGACGAUGAUGACCCGGACACAGAGCUGUACCUGACGCAGCCAUUUGCCUGCGGCACCGCAUUUGCUGUCAGUGUGUUGGACUCCCUGAUGAGUGCGACAUACUUCAAUGACAAUAUCCUGACUCUGAUACGGACUUUAGUAACGGGGGGAGCCACGCCAGAGCUGGAAUCGAUGCUGGCUGAGGAGAACGCCUUGCGAGGCGGUUACAGCACCCCACAGACGCUGGCCAACAGGGACCGCUGCCGCGUGGCACAACUCGCCCUGUACGACGGGCCCUUCGCAGAUCUUGGGGAUGGUGGCUGUUAUGGAGACUUGUUCUGCAAGGCCUUGAAAACCUACAACAUGCUUUGCUUUGGAAUAUACCGACUGAGAGACGCACAUCUGCGAGCACAAAAUCAGUGUACUAAGCGAUAUGUGAUUGCAAAUCCACACUACGAGUUUGAACUUGUCUCAACGGAUGUGAUCUUCUGCCUGAUGCAGUUUGACCACAAUGCUGGCCAGUCGCGUGGCAGCGUAUCGCAUUCGUCUCAUUCCUCUCACUCUUCCAGCAAGAAAAGCUCGUCCGUACACUCCGUCCCAUCUUCAACCAACCGUUCGAACCGCGUCAAGACAAGGGAUCCCCGGGAAAAGCAGAAUGCGACAAGGAUGUCUAGAAUAAGCCAAGAAAAGAAAUGGUUUACAGAUGAAACUGAUAACGCCUUUCCCAGGAACAUUCAGAUAAAACCACUGAGCGGUCACAUGGCUAAUCAAAUCAAUCAGUACAAAUCCACCAGCAGUUUGAUUCCACCCAUCAGAGAGGUAGAAGAUGAAUGUUGAUACCUGUACAAACUCUAAACUGAGAGUGAAGCACUUUUAAACGGAUGCUGGUUUUGACACUCCACGGGCCUUGCCUUUACAGCAUUUGAAGGACCAUACAUGUUAUUCCACCAAGAAGCAGCAACUAUCUGCCCUUGAAAACUAUCUGCUUCUCCAGCAUGGAAACACAAGGAUUUAUUGAAUGGUGUCACUGAUAACUUGAAGACAAUCGAUGCAGACUGAAUAUUAUGGCCAGUUAUAAUUAGAAAGUCUUUAUUUUAUAAUGCAAAAACGUUGUCGUUUCCUACUUUAUCUCUCAUUUAUUUUUUGUGACCAGACUCGGAUUUAGUUUCCAUUUGGAGGAUGAAGGUCACGAGAAAAAUUAUUAGGCAAAUGUACGCAAUCCCUCAAUAAAACAAAAUAAUAAAACCAGUAUACUUCCAUCAGCGAGGCUUCCAUUGUGGCCUGAUGACUAGCAUGUGAGCGCUUUCAAGAACGUAAGUUGUUAUCUGUCCUGUGUUCAGGUAGAGCAUAGAGCAAAUCCUGUGUUAAAAUCUAUUCAACAAUAUGUCACUGCCCCUUAUUCAGCUUUCCUUCUCUGAAGUGUUCUGUUUCGUUAAGUUACGAAAGUGCUUGACCGUAUGGCCUCCUGUGGAACAGAUCAAGCCCUGUGCUACUUUUCUGUAAAUCAUCACCCAUUUGAUUUCUGCUUUUAAAUUGUUUUUGAAAUGGGAAGUUUAAGACCACGAAUUGGUUAAUACACAUCAUAGUAAAGUAGAUUGCACUUUGUGGAAGGUAAAGCAACAUUAAUGUUCAUUCGAUGAAGUAGAAAACAUUGCAAAGUUGAUUAACUAAAGCAAGCUUGCACCGCACCUUAACCUAGUUCAGAGUUCCCAAGCCACACUUACUGACCUGAAGAGCUCAAUGUGUUGACACCCACUGGUCCCCCUCACCACUCAUCGAUCCAAUAGCCACCACAAGAAGACAGCCGGCCUAGGCUUAAUGCAAACUCACAGCACCAGGAUGGGAAGAGAUAUACCGCAAGCACUCUUAUUCUUUGCACUCACACUUUACUGUGACAAUCCUACAAGGUUAGACUGUCUUCAGCUAAAACUUCUCUCAGCUUCAUUGUUCAGUGGCCGUAACACUGAACACUUCCACGCUGCAACCAGAUAACACCUUGCUCUGGAGUGAAUUUUGAAUUGUGGUUACAUUGUUGUUUCAUUUUGUAGGCAGUAGGGUGGAGCAAUUGUGAAUAAAAUAUAAUACUACCGAUUGGGUUAUUAAUAAGGAAUACUUGCUAACCUGUUUUAAUCUUCAGCAUCUGCCAUUCAAGUUUGACUUUCAUGCUUUCGCAGCUUGGGAAUUAAGUGGAUUAAAAUCCGCCAACAAGUGAAAGCUAACUUUACGGCUCUUACCGAUAAAAAUAUGCAUUUUCAUCAUUAUUUGGCAUGUUUUAGGUUUUGCAUUUGUACAACUUUCCUUCUUUAUAUUUCGUUCCUGGACUCCCUGUCACUCCGUUUGCUCAAUUGCUCCCAACAGCCUUGCCAUGAGGAUGGAGAAUCAUAGCAAGGACUCCUGCCUCCCUCUUAAUUUUUAUUUUUGGUUUGCAAUUCUAUUUUUAACGAGUUUCCUUUCGCUUGGAAAUUAGAGAAGAAUAAUAUGACGCUGCUCAGACAUGAGUGAUCUAGCUGUCAUAUCUGAUAUCUGGUGAUAAUAUUUUGUCUUGUACAAAAAAGAGUUUGUACAUAUAUUGUACAUGGUUUCAUUUUGUAUUUUUCUCAGAUUAAAACUGUUGUAUUUGUGUCCUAAAGGAA